GGAAACACAUUUCUUUGUGCUACUUUAUGUUGAUGAGCCGACCUGAAUGUCCCGAAAUGUAGACUCGGGAAGCUGCAUUGUUAUUCGAUCGUAUCUUCUCCGGUUAUUUUAUGGACAUUAAUGAGUCGCGUCUUUUCAUGUCCACUGUGGACAUCGGAAAUGUGGACACCGAUGGAAGAGAAGGACUGCCUGUGUCUCUGUCACCAGUGCCACCGGCGGUGAUGUGAUGAAAUGGUUGUGUUUCGUCUCUCACGUCCACAUCCAGACAGCAUCGUUUAACUUUUCAAAAUGAGGAUUUUUCUGUCUCUGCUGAAAAACACAAACCCUAAAAUCGAGUAUUACUCCAGGUUUUCUCCUUCCCCGCUCUCCAUCAAGCAGUUCCUGGAUUUUGGGAGGGAGAAUGCGUGCGAGAAGACGUCCUACAUGUUCCUGCGUAAGGAGCUGCCGGUGCGGCUGGCCAACACCAUGAGGGAAGUCAACCUGCUGCCUGAUAACCUGCUGAGUCAGCCCUCCAUCAGACUCGUCCAGAAAUGGUACAUGCAGAGCUUCGUGGAGCUGCUGGAUUAUGAGAAUAGGAAGCCAGAGGACCCUCACACUCUGAAUGAUUUUCUGGAGAUUCUGAUUGAGAUCCGGAACCGUCACAACGAUGUGGUUCCCACCAUGGCUCAAGGGGUCAUCGAGUACAAAGAGAAGUUUGGCUUUGACCCGUUCAGCAGCAGCAACAUCCAGUAUUUCCUCGACCGCUUUUACACCAACCGCAUUUCUUUCCGCAUGCUCAUCAACCAGCACACCCUCCUGUUUGGUAACGACACCAACCCGGCUCACCCCAAACACAUCGGCAGCAUCGAUCCCACCUGCAGCGUAGCUGAAGUCGUCAGCGAUGCAUAUGACACUGCCAAGAUGUUGUGUGAGAAGUACUACUUAGCUGCCCCCGAACUCAAGAUUGAGGAGUUCAACAUGAAGGCUCCAAAAAAGCCCAUCCAGGUGGUGUACGUGCCCUCCCAUCUGUUCCACAUGUUGUUUGAGCUCUUCAAGAACUCCAUGAGGGCGACGGUGGAGCUUCAUGAGAACAGCGCAGAGGGACUUCCACCUGUAAAGGCACGAGUCACUCUGGGGAAAGAGGAUCUCUCAAUUAAGAUCAGUGACCGAGGAGGAGGCGUUCCUCUGAGGAAGAUCGACCGACUCUUUAACUACAUGUACUCCACUGCCCCGACGCCGAGCCUGGAGCCAGGAGCUGUCCCGCUGGCUGGAUUUGGAUACGGUUUACCCAUUUCACGGCUCUAUGCCCGAUACUUCCAGGGGGAUCUGAAACUCUACUCCAUGGAGGGGGUGGGCACAGAUGCAGUCAUCUAUCUGAAGGCCCUCUCCAGUGAGUCCUUUGAGCGCCUGCCUGUAUUCAACAAGUCAGCUUGGCGCCAUUACAAGACCAGUCCGGAGGCGGACGACUGGAGCAACCCCAGCAAAGAGCCACGAGAUGCCACUUCUUCUGACGUGACAAGAAGGACUGAGUGUUGGAAAGCUUCCAUGUCCUGUAGGUUCUCCAUGUUUCAGGCCUGUCUGUAGAGUUUCAUCACUGCCACUGCCUUUGAAAACCUGCCAGUCAAACUGAGGGACUCAGUGACACAUCUGCUGUAAAUGAAGUGAUGUCUAAUAGAACUGAAGGUGGUGGUCAGUGGUCCUAGGAUACACUCUCCAGUCUCCAAUCUCAAUGAUUCUGUCGUCAGAGAUUCUACCUGGACCAUUUCAGAGGAUAUUAACAAAUAAAUAUAUUGUGGAUGCUGUAUAUAUCUAUAAAUAUAUAGAUUGAAGUGAUCACUGUUUUCCAUCCACAUAAACAAAACAACUUUCAUCACAAUGAGGAUUCUGAUGUGAUUCAGCAUGAAAUCAACUUGCAGUACAAACUUGACAAUAAAGAAAUCUGUUCUGUGUGUCUCA
Nothobranchius furzeri (turquoise killifish) is the source of this 1935-nucleotide messenger RNA. It is a transcript of the gene pdk3a, whose product is annotated as pyruvate dehydrogenase kinase, isozyme 3a. Gene Ontology annotation, biological process: regulation of glucose metabolic process; protein phosphorylation. The record is from RefSeq and is a predicted model, not a curated record. Gene Ontology annotation, cellular component: mitochondrion. Gene Ontology annotation, molecular function: pyruvate dehydrogenase (acetyl-transferring) kinase activity. NCBI's taxonomy places the organism in Eukaryota, Metazoa, Chordata, Actinopteri, Cyprinodontiformes, Nothobranchiidae.